Sarcophilus harrisii (Tasmanian devil) is the source of this 11918-nucleotide messenger RNA. It is a transcript of the gene FOXK1, whose product is annotated as forkhead box K1. The transcript has 9 exons. The record is from RefSeq and is a predicted model, not a curated record. Gene Ontology annotation, molecular function: RNA polymerase II cis-regulatory region sequence-specific DNA binding; protein binding; DNA-binding transcription factor activity, RNA polymerase II-specific. Gene Ontology annotation, biological process: regulation of transcription by RNA polymerase II. NCBI's taxonomy places the organism in Eukaryota, Metazoa, Chordata, Mammalia, Dasyuromorphia, Dasyuridae. Bases 82 to 2262 code for a protein of 726 amino acids.
CCCUCCCUCCCUUCACUGCCUACCCCUCCCCCUCCCCUCCACCCGAGCCGCCGCCUGGGGCCGAUCCGCGCAGCUCCGAACAUGGCUGAAGUCGGGGAGGACACGGGCGCCCGGGCCCUGCUGGCACUGCGCUCGGCGCCCUGCAGCCCGGUGCUGUGCGCCGCGGCCGCUGCGGCCGCCGCUUUCCCCGCGGCGCCGGCGCCCUCGCUGCCGCCUCAGCCCCAGCCGCCUCCGCCGCCGCCGCCACCGCCGCCGCCGCCGGCGUCCGCCGCUCCCCGGCGGCGCCCCAACAGCCGGCGCCCCACGCUGCCGCUGCCGCUGCCGCCGCCGCCGCCGCCCGCGGGCCUGGGGGGAGCCCCGGCCGGCCCGGCCGCCGGGGGAGCGGCGGCGGCGGCGGCGGCGGCGGCGGCGGCCUCGGUGCGGCAGAGCCCCGGGCCGGCCCUGGCCCGGCUGGAGGGCCGCGAGUUCGAGUUCCUCAUGCGGCAGCCCGCCGUCACCAUCGGCCGCAACUCGUCGCAGGGCUCCGUAGACCUCAAUAUGGGUCACUCGAGCUUCAUCUCCCGCCGCCACCUGCAGCUCAGCUUCCAGGAGCCGCACUUCUACCUGCGCUGCCUCGGCAAGAACGGCGUCUUCGUGGACGGGGCCUUCCAGCGAAGGGGCGCCCCGGCCUUGCAGCUCCCCAAGCAAUGUACCUUUCGAUUUCCUAGUACGGUUAUAAAGAUACAGUUCACAUCUCUGUACCAUAAAGAAGAAGCUCCACCAUCUCCCCUUCGACCUCUUUACCCUCAAAUCUCCCCUCUGAAGAUCCACAUUCCGGAGCCGGAUCUCCGGACCCUAGUCAGUCCCAUUCCUUCUCCUACUGGCACUAUCAGUGUUCCCAACUCCUGCCCAGCCAGUCCUCGUGGUGCUGGAUCCUCAGGCUAUCGCUUCGUUCAGAAUGUCACCUCGGACCUGCAGCUGGCUGCAGAAUUUGCAGCAAAGGCAGCAUCAGAGCAACAGGCAGACACAUCUGGAGGGGACAGCCCGAAGGAUGAAUCAAAACCACCAUAUUCUUAUGCUCAGCUAAUAGUUCAGGCUAUAUCCUCAGCCCAAGACAGACAGUUAACACUAAGUGGGAUUUAUGCCCAUAUCACCAAGCAUUACCCUUACUACAGGACUGCUGACAAGGGCUGGCAGAAUUCUAUUCGACAUAACCUCUCCUUGAACCGAUAUUUUAUUAAAGUCCCACGUUCUCAGGAGGAACCUGGAAAGGGCUCCUUUUGGAGAAUUGAUCCAGCAUCAGAAGCCAAACUAGUAGAACAGGCAUUCCGAAAACGGAGACAGAGAGGAGUUUCCUGUUUUCGAACCCCUUUUGGACCCUUAUCAUCAAGGAGUGCUCCGGCUUCACCUACUCAUCCAGGGCUAAUGUCCCCGCAUUCUAGUGGCCUACAGACUCCAGAGUGCCUGUCUCGGGAGGGUUCACCCAUUCCACAUGACCAUGAUUUUGGGUCAAAGUUAGCCUCUGUUCCAGAGUAUCGAUAUUCACAAAGUGCACCUGGUUCUCCUGUUAGUGCUCAGCCAGUGAUAAUGGCUGUUCCUCCUCGACCAUCUAAUCUUGUGGCCAAACCAGUUGCUUACAUGCCAGCUUCAAUAGUAACUUCACAGCAGCCUUCUGGUCAUGCAAUUCAUGUUGUGCAGCAAGCUCCCACUGUUACAAUGGUCAGAGUUGUGACCACAUCUGCUAAUUCAGCUAAUGGAUACAUACUUACUAGUCAGGGCACAGCAGGAAAUAGCCACGAAACAGCAGGCACAGUUUUGGACUUGGGCGGUGAACCAAGAGCAUUGGAAGAUAAGCCUACAAUUGCAUUCGCGACAAUUCCAACAGCCAGUCGAGUCAUCCAGACAGUUGCUAGUCAGAUGGCUCAGGGAGUUCCAGGACAAACAGUUACAAUACUUCAGCCAGCAACACCAGUGACCAUUGGGCAACACCAGCUCCCAGUUAGGGCAGUGACACAAAAUGGAAAGCAUGCUGUUCCUACCAACAGCAUCUCUGGCACUUCUUAUGCCCUUACAAAUCCACUGCAACUUCUUGCAGCCCAGGCUAGCUCCUCCACUCCUGUGGUGGUUACACGGGUGUGUGAAGUGGGCCCUGAAGACUCAGCAACCUCCUCAGGGGAGCCAGAUGUCAAAAGACCUCGGUUGGAGGAACCCAGUGGAACUGUUGUGGCACAGGCAGGGGUUAUCACAUCUACAACCCCACAAGGGCAAGGAACCGGUGAAUGAAGUACCUGGGAAAGGAGCUGGAAUGUAGGUGGAGCAGAAGGCCCAUCAAGAGAAAUGGUAGAACAGAAGUGUAACUGCCUAAACAGCCACUUAUCUUAACGUGAGAUAGGAAAGAAAGCUCCACAGCUCAUCAGAUCUUGAGGUGCCAAACAGAUUGGAAAAAGCUUGGGAAAAGCUUCCAUCUACCUGUACCUGGAAUUCAGUUCAGCCUUUACUUUUGUUUUUCUCUUCCAUACCUUUUAGUUAAAAAACAACAACAAAAAAAAACAACAAAACAAAAAACCCACAUAAACAAAUACAGACAACUGAUUGUAUGACUGCUGGGAAUUUUUUUUUUCCCAGCACCUCCUGUUUUUCCCCGGCUUCAAGAUUGGGGAAGAGAUUGCAGUUCAGUAUCUCAAGGAAUGUAUCACAAAUAUCUGCUCCACAAGAAGAAGGUUCCUUAUUUCUCCAAUGCCUUAAUGCUGCCUCUCAGAGUUUGACAUUGAUGUUCUUAAGGAAGCAGCCUUGACCAUCACAAGAAGUCUGACACAGGUUAUCAUAGUGACAGCAUUAAAGUAGUAUGGUACCCAACAAACAAUCCUUUUAAAGAAAAAUAAUUGUAUUUAGAAUGAAUUCUUAUUUAUGUGUAGGAGGUUGAGAAGAGGCUGUUGGGGUGGGGACCAGGGGGUAGAACAACAGAAAUUGACCAAUUUGUUAUUUCAUAAAUGUCUUUUUUCAUAGAAAGGCAAAAGAGAAGGUAUUGAUAUUAGUAUUAUUUUUAACUGGUUUGGUUUUGACACCACAAUGUUUCUUGCUUUUUGUUCAGACUUGUACCAUCUGUUUUUAAGCUAAGCCUAUAUGCAUCUUGGACAAAAGUUGAGGGAAUGUCUCGCCCCCUUUUUUGUUUUUGUUUUUAAUUUUACAUGCAUGAUGCAUGCAUUAAUCACACCAUGGAGUUAAUCCACAGCUAUAACUGUUAAUGUCAUGUUAGGGGAAAUUUUGAUAGCUUCUUGUAUUAGAACAUGUAUUUGCCUCAGAACUGAUCCAAGUCCUUUGGUUGGAAGAUUGGUGAAAAGCUGAUGAACUACAUUAUAACAAUAUAUACAGAUUUUAGUAUUUGGAGUGAAUGUUAAUCAGAACUGAGUCUCUGUGCUGUCUUCACUGCAUUAGUAGUAAUGUUCCAUUAUAGCUAGAUGUUCAUAGACAGAACUAUGUGGCUCACUUGAUGUGAAAGAAAAUGGAGCAGAGAUUUCUCAGAUGUUUCACAAAAAAUUGAAUUGUUCUCCCCAUGACCUAAUGUAAGACUUGAUAUUCUCAGCAUAGCUGGAUGCAGUUUUAUAAUCUUAAUCUUUUUUAUUUAAAUUUUACCCAUUUCCAAUUUUGUUUCACAACUUAUCAUUGCAGUUCAAAAAUAUUUCCUUUAUCUAAAAGACCAAAAUCUUUGGGGUCAAUUCAAGGUAAUGGAAACUACCUUCCCAAAUAAUGAGGUUGCUUAAUGGUAUUCAUCUUCUCCCAGGAUUAAAUCACCCUGCCUGAAUUUGCUUUGUGGCUAAAAAGAAAGAAGGAAAGAAAAGUGUUUUCUAAAGAUGGGAAGCAAACAAAGUGCUUCAGUAUAAUAAAUUUAUCUUCCUUUGGAAAAUGUCUUCUAAACUUGUACAGUUGGCAGUUUCAGCCAUAUCAGGAAUGUUGAAAAGAGGUAGAAACAUAUGGAAUGUUAUCAUCUGUUCAGAUUUUAUCGAUCUGUUUUCCUGAGCAGUGUGCAUGAGAGAUGAAGGAAUGCUUCUGUUAGAAAAGUAUCUUAAUUUGCUAAAUAUUUUGAUGCUGUUUCUCCUAAUAGUUAUCAUGAGGAGAAAAAAAUGCUGUACACAAAACUGAAGUAUCAGGAAAUGUUUUUUCUUUUUCUUUUUGGAGGGAAAUGGUGGAGGGAAACAAAAACCACCUUUCCCUUCCUCCAACCAAUUUAUUGUCUUAAGAUUUGGGUCAUCUCUAUAAGCCCUGUUAGAAAAACUGCAAUAGUGUUCAAAACUUCCCCAUAAAAUAUGAGACAAAGACAAGAAAAUUUCAUAGGAAUUAGGAACUAACCUGUAAUUUUCUUCUUUAAAACAAAAGAAUUAACUUUUUAAAAAAUAUAUUUAAAACAAUGGGCAUUAAGUCCACUUUAGAGACUAACAAUUUGCAGUCAGAACCCAUUGAAAUUUAAUUCAGAGAUUUAAGAGGAAGAUGAUCUGUUAAGAGAGACACUAAGGAAAAAUAGCUCUGCCACAAAUGCCCUUUACACUGUUGUGUGUUCUCUUCGGUCAGGAUCAGAGGGAACUGGCUCCUCUUAAAAAAAAAAAAUUACUGAGCCCUUUAUGAAAUGCUCAGUUUUGCCCAAUAAAGGAAAAAAAAAUGUAUAUGUGACUAAAUUUUAAAAAGGUACCACAGCCACAAAAAUUUUAUUGACAUCCAUGCAAUAUUAAAUAUGAAAAAAGUUUCAGAGCAGUGGAAAUGAGAUAACCAGCAAUGUUGUUCUCAGAGAUACUUUCCCCACCUUUAAUGAUGAUAAAUUAUGCUCUAUUCCACACUUCCAUUUUCUUAAAUUUGUGUGUGUGUGUGUGUGUGUGUGUGUGUGUGUGUGUGAGAGAGAGAGAGAGAGAGAGAGACAGAGAAAUAUUAGACUGGUGACAAAGAGAAUGAAAAAAGGAUGAGUGGUGAAUUAAUUGCUAUCAGGCAGGUUUCAUUCUGCACUAACAACUUCAGUUACUAAUAAAGCCAGGGCCUUGUUCAGGUUAGUGGAUCUGUAAUUAGUGAAUUUUUAGGGCCACCAAUUGCUUUUUUAAUCAUCUGUAAUUGGUGUUUGUUCGUUCUAAGUAUUUCUUAUAUAUAGCCUAGGAGAUGAAAAGGGCUUAAGGUGGUGGGAGCUAUAUUUGAUCUUCAGUUAGCAUGGCUAUCACAGAUUUUUCUCCUUUCCAAGUUGAGAUUUUCUUCAGAGAACACUCAUGUUGAGAGGUUAGAAGAAAAUGGUAGCUUAUGUAUUAUUUUUAACUGUUUUUGUUUCUGUCUUUUGCUUCAUAUGAACUUAUUGCUCCCAUAGUUUAUUUUAUCUGCUUUAUCUGUACAAAUUUAGUCUUAGUAAUGGUUGGUCCACAACUAGAAGGGAAAAAGAUGGUGAGAAGGGUAAGAGAAAAACAGAUUUUCAAUGAAAGGAAUUUCCCCUUGAGAUUUUUAGCACCUUAAGCUUCUGUAAGAAUUGCAUGGUGAAGGAAAUAAAAAGGAAAGAGGUCAGGAGAAAAGUGUUUGGCAUUGGGGAAAUCAUUACCUGUACAAAAUCUUUUUUAUUUUAUGAUAACUUUAGAAAGGUUUAGAUUAUAGGCAGGAAACAACUGCCUUAUAUCUUCUAAGCCAGUAUUUGUGGCAAAGAUAUCGGGCAGAAAUGCCAAAGUGGGAUGUGUGGUGGCUUUAGAAAUUCCUGGAAGGAACCUUUUAUCAUUUGGGAUUGAGGCAGGGAAAAAAUAGUGUAUAUCUAAAUGUGUUUAAUAAGUGCUGCUCCAAUUCUGGAAUUCAUCUGAUCUUUGUCUUUUUUUCAUUCGGGUACAUGUGUACACAUUUGCCUCUUGCCCUUUAUGGCUCCCCUUCUUUGCUUCCAAUCUGAAAAGAAAGCAGGAAAUUUACAUAUAAAGAACUUUUAAUUUUUAAGAAUCCAGGAAAACAUACUUAAAUAAAGUGUGUACACACACACACACACACACACACACACCCCUCUCUCCUUCCUCCAAAAAGAAUUCUACCAGUUAGCUUAAAUGUAUUCAUUCUCCUCUUUAUUUUCCUUAAAUGUAUUUUGUGGUGAUGUUGGAAUAUUUAAGAACAGUUCUUCACAAUUGACAAGCCCUUAGAACAGUUGGUAGACAAUUUUUAACUGUGUGUUGGUAUUUGGAUAUCAAUUUGUAGAAACUUAUCACCUAUCUUCUUUUAUUAUUAAAGGCAUCACAACCAAAGGUUAUGCUUCAGUAAUCAAUAUGUGAUUAAUGUUAAGCACCAAAGGUCAGUAAUUUUAUGUUAUUAUUUAUUGAAUCUACACAUGAUAGAGCAUUAUACUAAGCACUGUGGGGAGAUACAGAAGAAAUAUAAAUUCUUAACCUCAAGGAGUUUACUAAUCUAAUGUUUUGUCCCAUGAGUUUACCUCUUUCUAUCAGAACAAUAUCCAUCUAUUGUAUCAGAACAAAAAACAUUCUUUUUUUUUCCCCCACUCAGUGAUUUUUUUUAAACUAUUAGAACAUUUUGCCCAAAUCUCAAUUCUUUUUCCUCUAAGCAGAAUAUAAAAUAUAAUUUAAAUGACUGUUGGGAACUCAGAUGCAUCAUUCUCUUAUUUUAUCUGAGUUCUUUAAAUAAACAUGUAUGUAUAUAUAUAUUUAAAUUUUACACACACUCACAUACACACAUAUUCCCUCAUUUGGUUUGGGGAAAAAAAAAAUAUCUCCCCCGUCCUCCAAAUUGGGAGAACUGCCUUAGUUUAAAAAAACAAAAUCAUUGAAAUUUACCAAAAUAGUGUUCCAAACACACUUUUUCUUCUUAUAAGUGUUUGUUUCUCUGUCAUAUCCAUUACAAUAGUAACUAGUACUUUCAAAUUUGUCUACUGUUUAGUGGUAGCUUUACCCCUUGGAUGAAUUGCAUUUUAAGGUGAUCUAAAUCCAUUUCUCAGAGAAGAGAUUGGAAGCAUUUCCAACUAAUAGAUGGGAAUAAAGAAAAUGUAGAAUGAAUAGUGACUUCUACUUCUGGAAUAAUGUCCUGUCAAUUUUCCUGAGGGCAGGUGGUUUUGUGAUUGAUUUUAAGUGCUUACUGAGCCUUUUUUCUAUCAUUUACCACCCACCCUUUUCUUUCUCCCCUCCUCCAAUAAAUAAAACAGCAAAAGAAAAAUUUUAGAAGUGAAAGGAAUAUCACAAUCAUUAUGCUUGCAUGCUUAUACUAUUCAAAAUAAGUGACGUUGUUGUUUAGACUACUAUAUGGGUGUACAAGCAUUUUGCAUGACAACUUUGUUAAGUCGUAAGGCCACGAGACAUAUUCCAUUAAUUGUCAUUGGAGUAUUUUUUGGGCAGAGUGGAAUGGGAUUUCAUCUGACUUUUGUUAUUUCUUCAAAAUAAUUAAAAGACUACCAUGAAGUUGACAUUUCAGAGUGUGGUGUGUGGGAUCAACUGGUUUUAGUAGAAACUUAGUUUUCCUUACAUCCUUUUUAUUCAGCAUAAGUUGUGGUAAUUUGGAGAGUUCUGAUAAGAGCCUUUUUGUUUUGUAUUUUCUAAAAUGUUAUAAGUAUUUUUACUUUGUAGUCAUAUUAAUUGAAACCCACAGCAGGUUUCAUAUCAUUACCUUUCAUACAAAUUUUGGCUAAAUGUGGAAAAGCAUUAGAAGAGUCUUCUUUCUAUUAGUUAUUAAACAAGCAGAAUUUGAACCAAAAAAGCAUCUUGUUUGCCUCUCUUCCUCUGAGAGAAUAUCUACUUUAGGAAAAUUCUGUACCCUCUGGAUAUUUUUUAAAAAAUAUUUUAAAACAACCAUUGUGCAUAUGUCUGUUUCUUGUACCUCUCUGCUAAAGAGAGCAUUAUUAAUGACUGGCCAAAAUGAUUGUAAAACACUUUGCAAAUAUAAAGGCUAUAUGAAUGAUAAAUGGUGUCAUCAUCAUUGUCUUGGGUUAUACCUCAAUGAUACAUAAAUAGAAAUUAAAGCCCUAGUUUAUUUAAUCCACAAUUUAGUGUUUUUUCUUAUGAGAAUUUUUAGCUAUAACCUUAUUGUGAAUAGUCUUUAGUAUCACCUAGGAACAAUGCUAUUUAAUAAGCAUUUUAGUUUUCUUGCUGCUACAGAGACCAAAUUGUUAUAUACAUUGGACACGAGUGCUUCAGAGAUUCAUUUAAUCUUGAGAUAAAGGUUAAAUAAACUUCCAGAGGAAGUGUCUUGACUUAAUCAGAAUCACUUUGUUUUUCUACUUCCCACUAUUUCUGAAUUUUGCCCUUAUAUUUAUGACACUCAUUAAGAGUUCUUUCCCCAUAACUUUUUUUCAGUAUCAGGUUUUUGUUUUUGUUUUUUAAUGCUCAGGAUAUGGUUCUGUUCAUCCUUACUGUUCAUUGUAUCUCUUCUCAGUUUGAUACGACAACUUUCUAGAUUUUAUCUUCAGAUAAAAUGAAACAUUACUACAUUUAGUGGUCAGUAAAUAACUUAGAAAUGUUGCAUUACAAGAAUUCUCCAUUGUGGUGUAUAAUUUCAUGCAGGGAGACAAUGCCUAUGCUCCCUGAGUGUACCUCACAUCCCAGGCUCCUGCUUCAGUUUGGGGGAGUUUGGUCAGGAUAUCGCUUUCUUUGGAUCAACAUCCAUUAAGUAACUCCUCUCAUGUAUCUAUUUGACUUCACUGAAGCAGCUGUUGGGUCUUCUCUGCUUGUUUCAUGGCACAUUACAUCUGCCUCAAGGAUCCUAUUUAGCACAGUACAGUUAUAGCAAAAUUUCCAUCCCAAUUACUUGGAAGAAUGGUGUUCAUUACCUAACCAUUAAGGUUCCCUCUUACCUGCACACUGAAAUAGCCAUUUCACUGGGCAUGUUGGGAAAGCAAUUCCUUAAGCUAAAGAGAAAAUUUGAGGUAUAAUUUUGAUUUAAUUUUUUAAAGGCAUUAAUUUAUUUAGGAUGUGGUGUUGGAAGUCUCAGAUUGAAGAAAGGAGAUUUUUUUUUUUAAUAACUUUAUUUAAAAUCUUGCUGCUGGGAAAGAUAUAAGGAUCUUCUAACGUCCCUUUCCUAACCUAACCCCCUUUAUUCAGAAACAAGCCAUGAAUUCAUUAAAAGAACAGAAAAUAAAUUCCCUCACAUUUAUGUUCUAGAUUCUCUUUUUAAACACAUUGAUAAACAUACAUGUGUAUGUAUACACACAUACACAUAUACAUAUAUGCAAAUAUAUGUAUAUAAAAUAUGAUGUAUAUGUUUGUAUUAGUAUACCCUUUGCAUGUAAAUGGUACUUUACAUUUCUUUUAUACAAAUAGAUAUGAAAACCAGGCACUAAUCCUAGGAGAAUGUAAUAUAUAGAGUAUAUAUAGUUUAGGGAAUGGAGAAUUGAGCUGAUAUUGUCCUUAAGACUUUUGUGUCCAGUAACUUUAUCCUUUCUCUUAUCUAAUAGGACUAUAUUGUUUGUCCCUUUGUAUCUCCUUGACCCAAUAGAGAUCCCCUUGUUUCCCUUUAUUCCAUAUAAUCCUGGAUAUAUAAGCUAUGUUUCUAAUGGGAGAGAUUUUAUAACCAUCCUUCAAAUUCAUAUCUCCUAUAAAGUGACAUGGAGAGAAAAAAGAGAAUGCACUUUUGGAAUAGCUGAGUCCUAGGGUCCCUUUAGAUUAUUUUUUUAUACCAUAUCACUGAAAUUCAUAAUUGUUGAAAUAGUCUUUCCUGGUUCCUUCUGAUGAUGACAAAUGAAAAGUACAUUCAAAAGUUAAGAAAGGAUAGCAGGGUUAAUUAAUAUUGAAAAACUAGGUGUUUGUGCAUCUGAAUUUACAUGCAAACUAUAAACAGGAUGUUAUAGUUCUACUCAGAAAAUAUGACUUGGCAGUUAUAAGAGCAACUACUCCAAGUGAUAUUUCUAUUUCCUUUUCUUUCCUGGAGAGACUGAAAUCUAUCCCUGAAGUUUAAUUUGUCUGUGAUGUUUUCCCCUAAAGCUAAUCAUUUAAAAUGUUUUGUGUAAUUAGCAUUUUUAUUGCAUUUCUGACCCUUUGAGUAUAAAUUUCAUUUUAUGAUGUUUGGAGAAGUUUUAACUAACUUGGCAUACUCAUAAGAGUGAGGAACUUUUCCAGUAGGGAUAGAAAGACUUUCAAGCAUUUUCGUUGUAUUUCUUCCAGAAACCCAAUUAAAAUCUUUUCCUAGGAUUUAGUUAGUUUUGGGCAUUUCCACAUAUCUUUCUCAUCCCUUUAAACAAUGGCCAUACCAAUUUUUUCUCCAGCACUUUAGGAAAAAAAUUUUCAGUUUAAAGCCACUUCCUUGAUUUUAUGGGAGAAGUGCCAUUUUCAAAAAUGAUUAGUUUUUCUAUUCUCUUGUUACAGACAAGCUUACAAGCUUUUAGUAGCUUUAGGAUAAAUCAAACUGAGUUGUCCCAUUCUACUUUACUGAGAAGUCAACCAGUUACUUCUUGAUGUCUUACCUUGUAGCAUAUUAGCCAUAUUCAGAUGAUGACACAGGAGUUCUGAAAAUGAAUUCAUAAAAAAUCAGGACUAUUGUAAUGUUUCUGAAAUGUAAAAUGGUAAUUACCAUACAAAGAUGACCUUUAUUUUUAAACUAAUAGGUGGAAAAGUUUUGGUUUGGUUUUGCUUUUUUAAAGAAGCUAAAACAUUUCUGAAUUCUGGAAUGCUUCUUUACUCUGGCAGCAUAGGCAUUUUCAAAUGUGUUUUAGUAAGAUAUAUAGCUAUAUGUGUAUCAGCUACAUUCAGAAGAUGAGAGUUCAUUGUGUUAAGUGUUUGAUGUUCUUAUAUGCAAAGAGGCUUCUGACACACGGGUCUGUCCAUGGUGCACUUUGGCAGUGAGUUUCCAUUUGUUGUGAUGGGGUAUAUUGAACCAGCCAUACUCUCUCAAUCAUUAGCCUUUAUGACGUAUGGCACAAAGUGUGAGCCUACUGAAGUUAUUGAAGUCAGUGGCUGGCUAUUAAGUAAAGUUGUUCUUUUUUCUACCGGAACAUAUGACCUUAGAUUCAGUAGCAUUAUUCUCUAACCAGUAAAAUUACUUGGUUUAGAUAUUAAGCAUCUUAAAUACAUUUGGAAGAACUUUUUAAAUUAAAAAACUUUUUUUGUUUUUCAAGAAAGGCAGUUUUCUCAAAUUUUCUCUCCUUUUAUGUGCAUUAUUUUCUUUAUCACAAAAGACUAGAUGAAAGAAAAAAAAAUUGUAGAUUUCAGAAUAUCUUUAUGGGCUUGGCUAAAUUCAAGAAAACAGAAUCUCAAAUAUCCCUUAAUGACUAAAGAGAUGCUACAUAUAGAGUCUCUUCCUCUGCCUGAGUGUUUGGCACUUAAUUUAAGGGAAUGGAUAAGAUAAAGCCAGCUUUUAUUUGUUUGUUUUUUUCUUAUCCAAACAUGUAAAGAUACUUUUGAGUGUGAGAAUGUGUGCAUAUGUGUGUGUGUUUUUUGUUGUUGUUGUUUUUUUUACAGUGGCUGUUUAAAGUGUUUUUCACAACUUGUUUGAUAAUCAGUGCUUUAAAAAGCAGGUGGUGUCUCUGUAAAGUGGGAGCUUGGGUCUAUGGCAUUGGAUGUAAAUUUUAGGUCAUAUUGUAAUGUCUCACUAUCUGUGGGGGGAAAAACAAACUGGUCUGUUUAUAUGAAUUGUGGGAAACUAAGAAAGAUGUAAAAACCAGCUAACAGGGUGGUGAGGAAAAAGGACUAUCAUAAAGAUGGAAAAACCAGCAUCUAAGGUUAGACCUGUGUUUUCAUUUCAAAUGGGAUACAGUAUUUUUUUUUUUUAUAAGGAGCCAUACUUUUUUUUAAAGUAAUUUGAGAUCUGAAUGUGAUUUCUAAUUGUAUCAGACGUUAAUGUUUUAAAGCUAUAACAAAGUUUAAAAUUUCUACUUUUUUUUUUUUUUCAUUUAUUUUAACUGUUCUGUUAUCUGUUAUCUAAAAUUGAUGUAUGUGGUUGGGAGAAGUUUUGCUUCUCCUCUUAGCAUUUGUUUCUAUAACCAGAAAUAAAAUUAUAUAUUAAAGAGAUGA